Messenger RNA from Pieris macdunnoughi, 705 nucleotides. The record is from the annotation of a GenBank genome assembly. NCBI's taxonomy places the organism in Eukaryota, Metazoa, Arthropoda, Insecta, Lepidoptera, Pieridae.
AUGAAGAUUCUGUUUUUAAUAUUAUUCACGUCUGCUACACGCGCAACAACAGAUGUCGAAAAGUUUUUGAGUCCUAAUGCAGUUAUGCGCCAACUCUUUGAAAUAUUCAGAAAUGCUAUAAAAAAUGGAAGCAAAGAAAACAACGUGCCUGUUUUGGACCCUUUCGUGAAUUUACAAAAUGAAUUUAAUAUAGAUCACCCGAAUAUGAGGUUGUUCGCCAAUUUAACUAAUAGUGUUUAUAGUGGAUUGGGAGAUUUUCAGCUAAAAAAAAUAUUUUUUUUAAAGGAAGAACUCGCAGUAGAUUUAACAUUACUUUUCCCAAAAUUAAUUAUGGAGUCAGAUAACUAUCAAAUGAAAGGAUAUAUUUUUGGCCUGCCUCUUUUUGGUCAGGGUAGACUAAGGUUUGAGGUAAAAGACUUAGAAAUAAAGAGUAAAAUUCAUUUAACACUAUCUGAAAAUGGAAUAGCGACGUUGAUUGAGAAGUUUGAAAAUCCACAGUUCAGCGUUCGAAAAAUACUUUCGAACACGGAAUUUGAUGAAAACAUUGACUGUAUAAUUAACAAGAUCGUAAAGGACGUCCUAGCAACAUAUAUAACUCGAUUCAACAAAUAUAUUAUACACACAUAUUCUGAAACUAUUAAACAUUUUAUAAAUGUGUUUCUCGAUAGAUUUGACACUUGGAGAAUUAUAUCGUCUUUACUAUAA